Spodoptera littoralis (African cotton leafworm) is the source of this 624-nucleotide messenger RNA. The record is from the annotation of a GenBank genome assembly. Lineage: Eukaryota; Metazoa; Arthropoda; Insecta; Lepidoptera; Noctuidae.
AUGGUUUUUUACUUCACCAGUAAUGUGGUGUCUCCGCCAGUAACCCUUUUUAUGGGUGCUGACAAACAUGAAAAUGAAGACUUGAUAAAGUGGGGUUGGCCUGAGGAUGUUUGGUUCCAUGUAGACAAAGUGUCUUCAGCUCACGUAUACCUUCGUUUAGCUCCGGGUCAAACUAUUGAUGACAUACCAAAUUCUGUAUUGGAUGAUGCCUGCCAGUUAGUCAAAGCAAAUUCUAUAAUGGGUAAUAAAAUGAAUGAUAUAGAUAUUGUCUAUACAAUGUGGGCAAAUUUGAAGAAAACUGCUGGAAUGGAGGCAGGACAAGUUGCAUUUCAUAAAGACAAAGAUGUUAGAAAAGUGAGAGUGGCUAAAAGAAGUAAUGAAAUAGUAAACAGAUUAAACAAAACUAAAAAAGAAUCUUUCCCAGAUCUGAGAAUAGAAAGGGAAACUAGAGAUAGGCUAGAAAGGGAAGAUAAAAAGAAACUUCUAAGAGAAAAGAAAGAAAAAGAAAAGGAAGAAGAAAAAAAGAAGAAAGAGGAAGCAGAGUUGAGAAGUUACUCUACUCUAAUGAAAGCUGAAAAUAUGACCACAAAUUAUGAUGGCAAUGAUUCAGAUGACUUUAUGUAA